Molecule: messenger RNA, 244 nt
Organism: Capsella rubella
Lineage: Eukaryota; Viridiplantae; Streptophyta; Magnoliopsida; Brassicales; Brassicaceae
Product: defensin-like protein 43
Exons: 2
Coding region: 1-228 (75 amino acids)
Source: RefSeq, a predicted model, not a curated record
AUGAAGUUGAUAAGCUGGUCAUGGCUGUUUGUCUCGCUGGCACGAGAAAGGCUACAUGAAGUAGUACAUACAGAGAUCAAACCUUCUGGGAGAAUUGAUGAUAUGUGCAAGAACACUUGUUCGCCGACGUACGGUGAUGGUAAAUGUGCGGCGGAUUGUAGGAAGGCUGGGUUCACAUCUGGGAGAUGUGCUACUUCUUUCGGAAACAAAUGUUGUUGCACCAAGUGAUAGAAACAAGUCUUGU